CCCAGUCUUCGUUGUAGUAUGAAGCUCGCCACAUUUUAAAAUUUUAUCACGCUUUCGCAACUUAUGAAAAAUCUGAUAAUUUUACCUUUCUCUUAGUGCUUGUGGGUAGGUUGCUAAAAUAUUUUAAGAUGAUCCUAUUCAGUGUGAAAAAAAAUAUUUAAUAGUUAAGUAGGUAUAGUUACUUAGACUUUUUGUAUUGCGAUUAAUACUUUGUUAUUAUAAACCACCUUCAAAUAUAAUUAGGAAAUUAGGUAUAUUUUUUAGUUUAUUAAUAAAUUACUGAAACAUGCAAUUUAUAGGAGCAUGUACCCUAAUGUCUACAUUUUGUGAUCUACCUCCUACCAUAUUUUUGUGUAAAUCGAAACGUUUACUACGAAUGCGUUCUCUAUGAUUUCUUCAUUUAAGUAUGUACUUAAGUUGUCAUCGACCAAUCAUCGUAUCCCAUGUAGGCACCGUUGCCCAAUCAGAGUCACGUACCCUUGCACCAAAUUAUUAUUGUGCAUUGAAAACAUUCUCAAAAUUAACGUCACUAAAAUCAGCUGUCAAUGCGAGUAAAUGGGAAAGUUUGAAUUCGAUCGAUAAUAAAUAAUAAUAAUGUCCAUAAAAUAGUGCAAAUUCUUAUCAUAUUGACGGAUUUAUGCCUUCAAGUUACCAAAUAAAACAUUACUACCGUGUGUUAUUUUAUCUGACUUGUGUUUGCGCUGAAACUAUGACGGUGUAGGCGUAAAUAAAGGUUUUUUCGGAUGACCGACUUUACUCACCGGAAAUGUAUGUUUUGGCCUCGGAAUUAUCUGAAAUCUAUUGAACAUGGACCUCAGUCCUGAUGAAGAUAACUUCCAGGGUCGUCUGCUUCACCAGGCCGCACUGUGGGACAAUGUGGAACUUCUUCAAGAGCUCCUCGCUAACGGAGCGGACGUCAACGCCCGGGAUGCCUUGAACAGGACAGCUCUGCACGCGGCCGCCCUGGCUGAGCGCAGUAGCUGUCUGAAGGCCCUGUGUGCGGCUGGGGCGGAUAUUGAUGCUGUUAGCUCACCAGCUAAUGGGGGGAAGACGGCGCUGCACAUAGCGGCUGAGCGCGGCCACGUGGAGAACACCCGGGUGCUGCUGGCGCGCGGCGCGUGUCCGACUGACGGCGACGGCAGCGGGGACUCGGCGCUGGCGCUGGCGGAGCAGGGCGCGCGCCGCAGCACCGCCGCGCUGCUCCGGGAGAGGAGAGAAAAGUCGAAACAACCAGUUUUUUGUUACAAGUAA
Molecule: messenger RNA, 1251 nt
Organism: Plutella xylostella (diamondback moth)
Lineage: Eukaryota; Metazoa; Arthropoda; Insecta; Lepidoptera; Plutellidae
Molecular function (GO): protein binding
Source: RefSeq, a predicted model, not a curated record